Polyodon spathula (Mississippi paddlefish) is the source of this 1103-nucleotide messenger RNA. It is a transcript of the gene ccdc137, whose product is annotated as coiled-coil domain containing 137. Lineage: Eukaryota; Metazoa; Chordata; Actinopteri; Acipenseriformes; Polyodontidae. The transcript is spliced from 6 exons. The record is from RefSeq and is a predicted model, not a curated record. The coding region runs from base 101 to 946 and encodes 281 amino acids.
GCAACAGUGUGUUUGCGUCACUGCGCGGCCAUGUGGUUUGUAGGCUGCGCUGUUAGACUGUAACAUCGUCCAAUUUUAUAAUACAGAGAAAUAGAUAAGCAUGGGGAAGCACAGGAAAAUCAAAGCGGUCGAUCCGUUUUACCACGGCCCCAGGAAAGAUCAACUGCAGGGGUGUGUACGCAAAGGGAAGAAGAGUGAUGUGAAGCCCCAUAGUAUGGAUAACCUGGAACACAUCCCCUUCCGGCUCCGUGAGAUCAUGAGGAGCAAGGAGAGAAUGAAGAAACAGCAGAACAAGAAGAUGACGGCUGUUGCCUCCAGCCUCACCCCAACCCCCACUCAUAAGCCAGCCCCCACUCCUAAACCAUCCCCCAAGCCAGCCUCCGAUGCCGUGCAGCUGCAGGCUGACAUCCCUGUGCCGCGGUUUCGGAAGCGCAGGCAGGAGUCAGAGGCUGCCUUCAUGAACCGCAUGGACAGGGAGACGCAGCACGUCAUGUUCCUCACAAAGAACCAGCUGAUCCGUGAACCAGAGAGGGAGCAGCCCCUGGAGAAGGGCAAGUCCGAGAAUAAGAAAGAGUAUGACAGGAGUCGACUGAACAGGUUAUUGAAGAAGAAGGAGGAUAGGAAAGAACUGAGAGAGGAGAAGGAGAAGUUCAUAGACACAGUGAAGUUUGGUGAUGUUGCCAUGGCGCCACCAACACUCACAGUGAAGCCAAGGAAAGCCCAGACCAGGACUGAGGGGAGGAUGAAGGGGCUGCUCCUGACGUCCUUGAUGGGCACACCCGUGGCUGCUGCUACUGGCUCAGUAAAGUCCUCAAUGGCCAGGCAGAGGAUGAUGCUGGAAGAGAGGGAGCGCGUGGUCAAAGCUUACCGGGACCUCAAGAAAAUCAAACAUGAGCGCCUCCUCUCCAACACAGCCAGCCUGAAGCGGCAGCAGAACCUCAAGUGAACCAGCGAUGACCCGGGAACAGCAGCGUUUUUCGUGGAAUUAUAAUAUAUAAUGAGUAUGUUGUUCUAAAAUGUUGAAUUACAUACCCCAGUCUCUUGGAAUGAAGAAGGCAAGCAUAAUUUUUAUUGACUGGAAUAAAAUGGACUGUGAACCAGGU